AUGGACUUUGCAGGCUCGGCCGCCUUUCCGCUGACAGGUGGCCUGCUCUGCGCGGCCGCGCUCGUCGGCGCGCUCGACGCGUUUGCGCCGCGUGUGAGCGGUGCGACUGGGCUGCCGCUCAUCACCGUGCACCUCCUGGCCGGUGCCGCCGCCCGUGCCGUCGGAUGGCUCACUCCUCCGGCGCUCGCCGUGCUCGCGCCGCUGCACACGGCGGCGCUCGGCGUCAUCUCCAUCGCCGCCGGCGCGGAGCUGGAGCCCUCGGCUGUGCGGCAGAGCGGCAGGGUGAUUGGCCACCUCGCGGUCGCCAACUGCGCGUCGGCGCUCGCGUUCGUGUUUUGCUGCUCGUACGUCUUCAUCGGCCCCUCCGCCUCCAUCGGUCUGGCCGCCGGCGACCGGCUGGCGGCCGCGUCGCUGCUCUCCUCCGUCGUGGCCAUCGCGCGGUCGCCAUCGAGCGCCAUCGCGCUCGUGGCAGAGCUUCGCGCCGACGGCCCGUUCACGCAGACGCUGCUGGGCGUGACCAUGGUCACCGACUUGCUCGCGGUCGUCCUCUUUGCCAUCUGUGCCGAGGCGGCACAGGAGGCGCUGGCGCCUCUGCGCGACGGCGAGGAGGCGGGCAGAGCGCCGCUCGCCCUCGCAUGCGGCGUCGCGGUGCGGAUGCUCGUGCAGGCGGCGGGCGGGUCGCUGCCCUGGGUGGAGCCAAUGCUGGCCUGCAUGGUCGCCGGCGUCGCCGGCCGCAACGCGGACGCGCUGCGCGCGGCGGCAAAGUCUGGACUGACCCGGCGCGGCUCGAUGGAGCUCGGAGUGCUGCGCCGCGCCUGGCCCGCCGCCACCGCCUUCUUCGCCGCCCGCCUCGGCGCGAUCGCCGCAGGCACCGCCGCGGGAGCGGCGAGCUCGGGCGCGCCGCAGGCGAUGCGCCGCUUUGGCUGGCUGGGCUUCGUCACGCAGGCGGGCGUCUCGCUCGGCCUGGUGGACGAGAUUGGCGCGAGGUUCGAGUGGGCGGCGCCGCUGCAGUCUGCGCUCGCGGCGUCCAUCGUCCUCAACCAGCUCGUGGGUCCUCCGAUGCUCAAGCUCGCCCUCCGCCGCUCGGGCGAGACGGACGCCCUCGCCGAGCGGGGCGAGCCGCUGCUAGGGCAGCGCUUGGCCGACACCGCGACGCCAGAGGUGGCCAUGGCCGUGAUGGCCUCCGCCGCUGCCGCCGCGUCGGAGAUCGGCUCCAGCGUUGCGGAAGCGUACGGCGCGGCGCUGGACUCGUACGCGCCGCGGAGGGACUAA
This is a messenger RNA of Emiliania huxleyi CCMP1516, 1272 nucleotides long. RefSeq lists its product as hypothetical. The transcript has 5 exons. The coding region runs from base 1 to 1272 and encodes 423 amino acids. The record is from RefSeq and is a predicted model, not a curated record. NCBI's taxonomy places the organism in Eukaryota, Haptophyta, Isochrysidales, Noelaerhabdaceae.